Molecule: messenger RNA, 1224 nt
Organism: Rotaria sp. Silwood1
Lineage: Eukaryota; Metazoa; Rotifera; Eurotatoria; Philodinida; Philodinidae
Source: the annotation of a GenBank genome assembly
AUGAUAUUGGUGCCAUAUGUAUUUAUUUUAUUUUUCACUGCUUAUUUAAAUCCAUGUGAAACUCUAAAAUGUUAUGAAUGUACAGGAUAUAUACCCUGUGGACAAGGAGAAACUCAUCUUAUGGUUGAUUGUGCAGGAAAAUGUAUGGUCUAUAGAAAUCAAUAUGAUGGUGGCACAAUAAUCAGACGUUGUUGUACAAAUGAUUGUGGUCAAGAUGGUUUAGGUACUUAUGAAGGAAGAGAUCCAACUUAUUUUUGUUCCCAAGAUUUAUGUAAUGGCGCUAUUGCAGACGGAUUGUUACCCGGAAUUAUUGAUCCAUUAUCAACAACAACAACAACAAGUGGAUUAACUACAAACGGUGGAUCAUCACAACAGCCAAGUUCAUCUUUAAGUUGUUAUGAUUGUACUGGUUACAAUCCACAAUGUGGUAUUGAUGAGUCGACACUAAUUCAUAGUUGUCAAGCAUGUAUGGUUUAUCUUAAUCAAUUUGAUGGCAAUAUGGUCAUUCGACGAUGUUGUACAUCAGGUUGUGGUUUACCUGGAACUAUUAGUGAUUAUGAAGGUCGUGUAACAUAUUUUUGUUCUUCAAAUCGAUGCAAUGGAAUUGGAACGGAAGCAACACUUACUGGUGGAAUAGUUUUGACUCCCAUACCGACUUGGCCUACAUCAUUAUCUCCUAUACAGACAACAACAACUAUCUCUGUACAAUCAUCAUUUCAAUGUUAUGUAUGUUCAGGAUCAGGUUGUGGCUUAGAAGGAUCACCUUUAUCAGAAAACUGUCCUAGUUGUAUGGUAUAUCGAAAUCCAGAUAAUCCAACAAUAAUUGAAAGACGAUGUUGUUGGUGGGCAUGUGGACUAUCGAAUUCUAUAAGUACAUACAAUGGUAUACAAACUUAUUUUUGUUCGAAUGAUAAAUGUAAUGGAUAUGGAACGGAAAAUAUACUUCCUCCAGUUAUAACAACAACGACAAGUAUUAUUUCAUUAACUACUACUCCAAUAACAACAUCUACUUGUACACUUAAUUGUCAAAAUGGUGGAGUACUAGAAAUACAGAAUCCUUGUUUUUGCAAUUGUGUAGAUAAUACAUUUGGUUUUGAAUGUCAAUAUUUUAAUUGUGCCCGGCCGGAUGUUAAUCCUCAAACAUGUAUUCCGGAAAAUCAACCAUUAUGUUGGCAAAGUGACAUAUUUGCAUAUGAAUGUUUUCAUCUAUGUGGAAAAUGUUAA